This is a messenger RNA of Scophthalmus maximus (turbot), 1080 nucleotides long. RefSeq names its product mitochondrial ribosomal protein L54 (gene mrpl54). Gene Ontology annotation, molecular function: structural constituent of ribosome. The record is from RefSeq and is a predicted model, not a curated record. Gene Ontology annotation, cellular component: mitochondrial large ribosomal subunit. Lineage: Eukaryota; Metazoa; Chordata; Actinopteri; Pleuronectiformes; Scophthalmidae.
AUGAAUGUCAAACGGUUGCAUGGUGGGCUGUGCUUGGAUCAACCCCAAAUAAAGAUGUCAGGUUACAGUUUAUUUAGAAUAGGAGCGUUAGCAAAAUGCAUCGCGACCAACCCUACCACGGUGCUCUGCAGGACGAACACGCUGAACCGAAUACAGACACGUGGAUAUGCCAAGAAAGUUGUGGCCAAAGGCAAAGCCAAAGGCAUGGUGAAGGAAGAGCUGAAGGGCCCAGAAGUGUGUAACGACCCCGUCAGACUCACUUCUCAAGCAGUAGGGGCCAACAUCUAUAAGCAAGGAGAUGACCCCAAACUGAAGCCCCCCGAGGAAUAUCCAGAGUGGUUGUUCAAGUUGAACCUGGGAGAGCCCAAAAAGCUGCACGAGUUGGAGCCGGACACCUGGGAAUACUGGAAGCGUCUGAGGAAGGAAAACAUUUGGCGUUCCAACAGACUACAUAAGGGGAAGAAGUUUUAAGCCUUCACUGGACUGACAGUGGGCAGCUCUCCUCCUCUAUAGUGAUGUGCUUCAGACGCUUGUAAACGGAACUACCAUGACAUUGACAUGUUCAGAUCACAUGUCAAGCUCCUGAGUGAAAUAAAUUACACAAACUCUCAACUACAGCUAAAAGGUUGUCAGAAAUCCUGCAGCAUGUUCAGUGGUUUUCCUGCAUUGGGUUUCUGGGGACAGUAUUUGAAAUCUUGAAACUGUCACUCAUUUAGGAUUUUGACUACGUUGAACUAUGUUGAACUCAUUGCAAUGCUGCAAUGCAAUGCAGCAGAAUCCAACACAAAAACUGAAUAUCAGAAUAAGAAAAGAAAAAAAGUGAUUGAAAGUGCAUUCCCACCUUGUAGACAAUCUCACCAUAAGGUCCAAACAGUAGUUUAUGUUGUACAAUCGAAAGGUCCAGAAAGCUACUAUGUGGACAUUGUGAUGAGAUCUCAAAAAUGCAUUGUUUACUGUGUUUGAUGCAGGGCUAUCACAUGGGAUUGAAUUCGUUUUCACAACUGUAAUGGUACAAUGAUUCUUCCACAAAUGACCUACCCAAUUUUUUUCAGACUUAUGAUAAAUAAAUAUGAAUAAAUA